AUGGGGGCAGCCGCGUCGUCCGGAAGACGAGUUCCCCGUGCGGCCAGUGCCCCACCGUACGAUCACUCGCAGGCCAUGUUGCUUGUAAACGGCUCCGUGAGGCGAGCUGCAAGGAGGAAUUUGAAUUAUCCUAAUAAAAACGGAAAUGUUGGUGUUGAUCUUGGUGCGAUACGGAAGAUAGACCAGCGCAGUCAAAAGACGAAAGCCGCUGACCGUGAAGAAAUAAAAUUUGACAAUAACGAUGCUGAUCCUGCUACGUUGCACAUUUUAAAUGCCGUGAAGGAGGCGGAUUCAUUACCAGAUAAAAAAGCUUCGUUGAAGCUGAAUUUACUGCGUGGCUGCUAUCCACUUCUUGAGCAGGUUCCCCCAAACCGUUUUGAGCACCUUGCCGUGCUUGUUUAUCAAAAGGAGGGCGAUGUAUACCUUGCUCAAGGUGAUAAGGAAAGUGCCAAGACGACAUACAGUCGUGCGAUUCAAAUUGCUGAAACGCGUGUGGCUCGAGGUGAAAAAGAAAUAUACAUGGUUCUUAAACGGUAUGUGUUGUCUAUGGUGGGUAUGGCACGGUUAUGGUACGAACAGGAGCGCGAGACGACUGGCUUUACGCUUGCUGAUAAGGGCAUUCCCGUGACGUUUCCAGAGGAGAGGAAUACGCCGUCUGUUAGUUCCUGUGACAGUAGUUUCCUUUCUGACGCCAGUACGUUCAGUUUGAAUCAAGAAAUUAUUAAGUCCAUGACGCCAAAACCCCCACGACGCCGCGCUGGGCCGUCAGUUAACGUUGUGCGACUGCCUCGCCCAACGAAAAUAAAGUGCGCAUUCACUGCAGAAGAUGAUUUUGUGCUGCGAAGCAAAAUGAUACGCGAGUUAAAGGCAUCUCCGUGUGAGCUAUUACUGCUUCGCUGCAUUGAGGUAGUAGAGAUAGGACACCGGAGACAGUCAGAGCUGCUCAUUCCUGCGUUAAUUGAACUGGCACAGAUAUAUGAAGACUUGCAUCUUUACAAUAGAUCCCUUCUUUUGGUGCGCCGUUGCCUCGGUAUUUUGUCUGUUGUGUAUGACUACGACCAUCCGUGGAUUAUACAAUUGCGGCGCCGUGGGGACUACCUCAUGGAAUGUAUGGAGGAAAAGACAAUGGACUAUAUGGCGACAAAGAUUCAGGCGACCUGGAAGAUGUACAAGGCGAUGUGUGUACUAGAAGAAGCUCUUGGACGACCAGUCACACGGCAUGUGUGGAUUCCGGCAGUGUACCACAGUCAGACGAAUGAUACGGAUUUUUUGAAGGACUUUGUGAAUGAUCUGCCAGAAGGCACAGUGUUGUAUGGUACAGGCGAUUUUAAUGAAAUAUUUGGCUCGGGUGACGUGGUCGUUGAGAAUGGAGCGGCAGACGACACACGCAAUACAAACGACGCGCACCAACCAUCGGACGUUAUUGGAGGGGUGGGCCGUGAUUUGUUGCCGUCUACUAAUUUAGAACGAGUACCAUCUUCAUUUCGCCGCAACACGCGAGCGAUGAACGAGGUCACAAGGCGUUCUGCUUCUAUUGAGGAAACAUCCUUCGCUGCGGAGUAUCCGCCGGUACAAAAGGAGAGUCAAGCCUCUGUAGGCAAUACGUUUGUUCCAAAUGGGCGGGUCGUCGGCACAACGCAGGACACGCAAACAGAUACACAAGUACAGCAGACUGCCUACGGUGGGGUCUUGACAAUUCGCACGACGACGAUAACCCGCACCACAACGGAACAAGAGGUUGACAGCGAUGAGGAAGACUCGAUUGAUGAGGAAGAAGCAUACAACACCGAACGGGAAUAA
Molecule: messenger RNA, 1800 nt
Organism: Trypanosoma cruzi
Lineage: Eukaryota; Euglenozoa; Kinetoplastea; Trypanosomatida; Trypanosomatidae
Exons: 1
Coding region: 1-1800 (599 amino acids)
Molecular function (GO): protein binding
Source: RefSeq, a predicted model, not a curated record